AUGCUAAAGGUGUAUGGCUGUUUGGUGCUGGUGUGUGUGGCUGUCGUGUAUGGUGAGGAUUCAGGAGCACAAUUGGACAAAGCAUUUGUUGCUAAAGAGAAAGAGACGAUGCAGAUGUAUGAGAGCGUAGAGCAUCAGCUGAGCGCCGCGCAAGAGGUAACGGGUCUUUUUGUGCUGGAGGACGCCCAGUUAGAGAUGUUUGCGCUCGAGACACGCGCCAAUUUGGUUGCAAUCAAGGAUGAAGUGAGACAGGAGAUUGAGGAAUCAAUGAAAGAGGUGGAAAAUCUACAGCUGAGGGCAUCGGAAAAUGUGGCGUCGUGGAGAAAAACACUGCAGAGAAUCAAAGACGUGACACAGAAGAAUAUACAAACGUUACAGAGGAUAAGGAAGGAAAAAGAAGACAAGAAACAAUUGGAACUGGAGAUGGAGAAACAGCGAGAGUUAGAGAAGGAGUUGGAACUUCAUACGGAAGAAUUGAGACAGCUACAGGAAUUGGAGAGAUUACAAGAGCUUGAGAAGAAGAAAUUACUGGAAAGAAAACAGAAUAUGGAAAAGCAAAAGAUGGAAAACCAAUACGAGCAGAGUGAGGAACCAGAAGCGAGCACUUCUGACUUGAACGGUGAAUUUAUUGUCAUUGAAAAGGAUGCUAUGUCCUUUGAAAGUGCAGAGCACGAAUCUGGUGUGAAACGUCUGCUGGCCUGGUAUGUAUUUGCAGAACACACCUUGCUGGAGGCAGUUGCGUCAAUUUAUCGGCAGUUUGUGUUACCAGUGGUAGCAAUUAUUGCCUUCUUUCUCGUGUUAACCGUCGCCAUUGGGAGGUAUAACGCCGUGAAGCAGGCGCGACGCAACCGACGGGUUUUGUACUCAGGAUAUCCGAAAAGUUACCGGCCAAAGCCACAUCCCGAAACGAAGCAAAUCCUGACUGAUGUGCGACCGCGUGUACGCAAUCCUGUUCGUCGUCAUGAUUCUAAUAUUAAUGUCGGAAACUGA
Molecule: messenger RNA, 990 nt
Organism: Peronospora farinosa
Lineage: Eukaryota; Oomycota; Peronosporomycetes; Peronosporales; Peronosporaceae
Source: the annotation of a GenBank genome assembly